AGAAAGCAGCCGUUAAGCGCUCUCGGUCGUGUGCGUGCGUAGAUCGGGUGGAUCGCCAAGCCGCCUCUUUUCCUUCCCCCCCGCCCCAAGGGUUUAAACAAAAGCAAAAACUUCAUUUCCAAGUAAAACACCUUAAAAAAGAUCGCCAUGGAUGAUGAUAUUGCUGCGCUCGUGGUGGACAAUGGCUCCGGAAUGUGCAAAGCUGGUUUUGCUGGGGACGAUGCCCCUCGUGCUGUUUUCCCUUCCAUUGUCGGUCGCCCAAGACACCAGGGUGUGAUGGUUGGUAUGGGCCAGAAAGACAGCUACGUUGGUGAUGAGGCACAGAGUAAAAGAGGUAUCCUGACCCUGAAGUAUCCCAUCGAACACGGUAUUGUCACCAACUGGGAUGACAUGGAAAAGAUCUGGCACCACACCUUCUACAACGAGCUGAGAGUUGCCCCUGAAGAACACCCUGUGCUGCUGACAGAGGCCCCCCUGAACCCCAAAGCCAACAGAGAAAAGAUGACACAGAUCAUGUUCGAGACUUUCAAUACUCCGGCCAUGUACGUCGCCAUCCAGGCAGUGCUGUCCCUGUACGCUUCUGGCCGUACCACCGGUAUAGUGAUGGACUCUGGCGAUGGUGUCACCCACACUGUGCCCAUCUACGAAGGUUACGCUCUGCCCCAUGCCAUCCUCCGUCUAGAUCUGGCUGGCCGUGACUUGACCGACUACCUCAUGAAGAUCUUGACCGAAAGAGGCUACAGCUUCACCACAACAGCCGAGAGGGAAAUCGUGCGUGACAUCAAAGAGAAACUGUGCUACGUUGCGUUGGACUUCGAGCAGGAGAUGGCCACGGCUGCAUCCAGUUCUUCCCUGGAAAAGAGCUACGAACUGCCCGACGGGCAAGUCAUCACCAUCGGCAACGAGAGGUUCAGGUGCCCAGAAGCCCUCUUCCAGCCCUCUUUCUUGGGUAUGGAAUCCUGCGGCAUCCACGAAACCACCUUCAACUCCAUCAUGAAGUGUGACGUGGACAUCCGUAAAGACCUGUAUGCCAACACCGUCCUCUCUGGUGGAACCACCAUGUACCCAGGCAUCGCCGACAGAAUGCAGAAGGAGAUUACAGCCCUGGCCCCCAGCACAAUGAAAAUCAAGAUCAUUGCCCCUCCGGAGCGUAAAUACUCUGUCUGGAUCGGUGGCUCCAUCCUUGCCUCCCUGUCCACCUUCCAGCAGAUGUGGAUCAGCAAGCAGGAGUAUGACGAGUCUGGACCUUCCAUUGUCCACCGCAAAUGCUUCUAAAAACAAGGACUAGUUACCACAAUAACAUUUUUUCUCUUUUUGACAAAUUCCCCCCAUAACUGCGCGUAAAACAAGAGUUGAGAUUGGCAUGGCUUUAUUUGUUUUUUUGGCGCUUGACUCAGGAUAUAAAAACUGGAACGGUGAAAAGUUGACGGCGGCAGUCUUAAAAAAAAUAAAAUAAAAUAAUAAUAAAAAAAAUUGUGUUGGAGCGAACGUCCCCCAAAGUUCUACAAUGCAUCGGAGGACUUUGAUUGUACAUUUGUGUUCUUUUUUUAAAUAGUCAUUCCAAAUAUUGUAUCAUGCAUUGAGAGGAAGUUAAACCGGCCUCUAUGAAGGCAACAGCCCAGCUCAAAGGAGCGGAAAAACCUUUCUGGUGUUCUAGAAAGUAUUGCUUGUAUGUAAAUCAUGUGAUCCAACAAGUGUCUUUCUGUAUCUUGCGCCUUAAAAAAACACUUGGUCCUCUUCUGAUUAUUUUUUUCUUUUGGUCAAGCAAAAAAUAAUAAUAAACCGGGCUGUGUAUGUUUCUCUUCUUCCCAAUCUAGAUGUGAAGGCUUACAGUCUAUCCCUCUCCCCUUCCCUGGGGGAACUCUUACCCAAAUUUGGUGCCAGUAUGUAUACGGGAUACAGUGGGUUGGGGAGCAAAACUGUACACUGACUUUAAAAGAACAGUUCAAAUAAAGAUGCACACAAUAGAA
Molecule: messenger RNA, 1970 nt
Organism: Elgaria multicarinata webbii
Lineage: Eukaryota; Metazoa; Chordata; Lepidosauria; Squamata; Anguidae
Gene: ACTB
Product: actin beta
Exons: 6
Coding region: 148-1275 (375 amino acids)
Source: RefSeq, a predicted model, not a curated record